Eimeria tenella is the source of this 1202-nucleotide messenger RNA. Its product is annotated as CMGC kinase, putative. NCBI's taxonomy places the organism in Eukaryota, Apicomplexa, Conoidasida, Eucoccidiorida, Eimeriidae. Gene Ontology annotation, molecular function: protein kinase activity; ATP binding. The annotation marks the transcript as partial. The transcript has 5 exons. The record is from RefSeq and is a predicted model, not a curated record. Gene Ontology annotation, biological process: protein phosphorylation.
GGGUGGCUCGGCUGCACGGGCGCGGAAUAGUGCACCGGGACAUAAAGCCAGAAAACAUUUUAGUUGCUGCUGCUGCUGCUGCUGCUGCUGACGGCGAGAAGCUGCUGCAGCAAGGCGUUGCAGUUCUCAAGAUUGCAGACCUCGGAAUGGCCCGGAAGAUGAGGCCCGCGCUGGCCCAAAAACCCGCAGUUCGGCUGCAGCAGGCGCUGCUGCAGCAGCAGCAGCAGCAGCAGCAGCAGCAACGCAGGCACUGCGACGCAGCAGCAGCCCUCACGCUCCCCGCGGGCGCCAAGGCCCACUGCUGCGCCCACGCAGCCGCGACGGCCAGCGAGAAACAGCAGCAACAGCAGCAGCAGCAGCAGCAACAGCAGCAGCAGCAGCAGCAGAAUGGACAUGUCUGCUGCAGGCGCUCAGGAGAUAGCAGCCGCCGCAGUGGGAGCGUCGGCGCUGGACAGAAGCUUAGAAGCAACAGCAGCAGCAACUACAGCAUGAAAGCAGCAGCACCUCCUGCUGCUUCCGGAGUUAAGCAGCAGCAGCAGCUGCAGCAGCAGCCGCAGCUCGUGCAGCACAGCAGCAGCAGCAACAGCAGCACUGUGGCUACAACUGCUAUGUCCCGGUCAGCAAGCGGCCGCGGCUUGAGGUCCACUGGUCAAUCUGCUGCUGCUGCUGCUGCGCUGCAGCGCAGCAGCAGCAACAGCAGCCUCAGCCGAAGAAGCGACUUAGCAGCAAAAGAACAGAGACGGAAUGCCAGCGAGGAGGCCUCGGCCCAGUCACUGCAGCAGCUUGGGGCCCCUCUGGGGGCCCCCCUGGGGGCCUCAUUCAGCAGCAGGACAAAUGAACAAAGGCCGCGGGGGCCCCCUUCGAGGCAACGAGAGGGGCCCUCUUGUCCUGUGCCCCUCAGCAGGAGGCGCCAGUGCGCUGGGAGUGAUGAUGAAGUUGUCAGAAGCCCUUGGCGGUGCGCGAGGCCUGCAGCAGCCAGCGCCUCCACUUCGCUGCUGCCUUCUUUGCCCCCGCGGCCUCCGUUGUCUUUGAGGGGCCCCUCAGCAGCUCGGGGGGCCCGGGGGUCGGGCAAUUUGGAUGCUGCUGCAGGUGGAAGCCACCCAACCUGUUUCGCUUCGGCCGGCCGGCCACUCUCGGUGAUUAAAAAGACCCUUCACGGACUCAACGAACGCUGGCAGAUCUCAGCUCCUCGCAUGCACUAA